Messenger RNA from Durotheca rogersii, 456 nucleotides. RefSeq lists its product as uncharacterized. The coding region runs from base 1 to 456 and encodes 151 amino acids. Lineage: Eukaryota; Fungi; Ascomycota; Sordariomycetes; Xylariales; Xylariaceae. The record is from RefSeq and is a predicted model, not a curated record. The transcript has a single exon.
AUGCGCCACCACGCCAACGCGCUCGCGCUCGUGCUCGCGCUCGCGGGCCUCGGCCUGGGCCCGGCCGCCGCGAACCCUCUCGCGCCGGGGGCCGCAGCGGCGCGGCAGCUGUCGUUCUCGAUGCCGCCGGACGAGGCGACGAUCAUCAUGUCGCUGUUCACAGCGGCGACGGCGACGGGGACGGCGGCAACGACGGCGGCACCGCUGCCCUCCGCCACGGCGGCGCCGGACGAGGACAAGGACCUGUCGGUGUGCUGCUGCUGCCUGAGCGAGCCGCAGCCCGAGCGCGCGCACUACAUGGCGGCGUGCCCGCGCGAGGGCGUGCGCGCCGUGUGCAGCGCCGACGGCGACCCGGGAUCCGGCUACACGCUCGGCGGCAUCGAGCGCAACGAGGCCGAGAUCGGCAGGACGUGCUCUCAGGUCCGGUGCGGGCCGGUGCUGUUUGUGGAUCCGUGA